GCACCGGACAGCCAUCACAGUUUGGACUUCUUCGAACCGAAUCGUGACUGACUGACUGACUCCUCCAGCCGGUGCCCUGGUUCGACAUUCGACGUCGACCUUGACCUCCACCGCAUCAAUUACCGUCAUGUCUCGGGCUCUUGCAAGCUUCUAGCUCUGGCGCAGUGCCAGAAUAUCUGGCUUUGCAUGAUACGUCGAACUACCAUCUCACUGGUCUCGACACCAAAAGAAUCCCACUUUACGCCAAACACAACUUGGAAGCUCACGACGCGUUUGUCCCCGUCCCACCCACGGGGUUCCCGGCAACGUACAGCCAGAUCUUCAUCUGUUCCCCGAUGUUACCAAGGCACCCGAUCGCUGGUUCUGUACCUCAGCUAGCAUGGACCAAAUACAAGAGAUGGGCAGAUUAGCACCCCCGGCAGUAAGCUCACUAAGGGCUCAGGCUGCCGGUAGUGCUAUGGAAAGAACGCUCAGUGAGAACAUACGGGAGGAGCGCGACGAGCUUCGAGAAGCUGCCGAACAAACCCUCAAUAUCAUUGUGGACUUGAACCUCGACGGCUCUAUCCGCUGGGUCAGUCCAUCCUGGCUUGAUGUUGUUGGCACACCACCCCAAGAAAUCCAAGGCAAACCGAUUGUAGACCUCAUCGUCGGCGACAACCGGGAAGUCUUUACAGAAACCAUCGCGUCUAUGAAAAAGGAUGACUCCCGGAGCCACAGGAUCCGUUUCGCCGUACGGAUUGGCCCUCAUUCCAAGCUUUUACCGGCCGAGAACAUGACGCAAACAGAGUUGGCCGAGAACGAGCCUGCUACGAUCGAUCUCGACGCGCAAGGCAUCAUGGUAUAUGACCGAACCGAUGGAAGUGAAAGCCAUACCAUGUGGAUGAUUCGUCCAUGGAUACCACCACGAGAAAUACAAAUCGACUUGCCACCUUUGAUUGUCGAUUCUCUUGGAUCAGGCGCCGAGGUUCUCGCUAGUUACCUCACACAACUCGCUGAAGCUGGCAACGAUGACCCUGCCAACAACCCCCCACCACUACCUGUACUCUGUCGCAUAUGCGAGCGGCAAAUACCGCCGUGGUGGUUUGAAAAGCACACUGACUUGUGUCUUCAAGAGCACCGGGCUGAAAUGGACGUCCAAAUGGCACAGGAGAACUUGACAGAGCACAGGCACGCAAUCGUCAAAGUGCUUGACGCGCUCGAAGCCCGUAAGAGUCGGCCUAUAGCAGGUGAGCCGUUGACACUGAAACUGGCUGAGUACAAGGGUCUAUCCAUUGGCCCGACGUCCAGCAGUUCAUCUCCCGGUACAGCGUCCCCGUCUGCAGGAUCGCGAGACCGAUCCGCAGGGUUUGGCCACGCACGCUCGCGGUCCUUUGCUGUUCGCCGACCACAAGCUCGUAUAGUCGAGUUGCUUUUGGACCUUCUCGAUACAGCUGCUGAGAUCAGUCCUCCGGCCAUAAAAGAGUCUGGUUCAGGAACUGGGGAAUUCCGCACACAGUCGCCCCAGUCUGAAUCGCGAAUUUCCCAAGUCCUCCAAUGGCAUUCGCCAGGCUCAAACACGAUGGAGCAAGAGCAGGGUUUAGCGUUGCUUUACCAAGAUACCGAGAAAGUUGCAAAAGAGAAGGUCGAAGCUGUUUUCCGUUACCGUAGGAUUAUGGAGUAUGCAGAGCGUAUACGUAUUGAAUUUGCCGUAAUUGUUCAAGAUUGCAUCGAUGAGGCACUGCGAAAAGCGGCACGCAUUGCUGCGGGGCGUUUGAGUGACUCAACUGAAGAAGAAGAUGAUGAGCAGGAACCUAUACAAGCCCCGGUAGAAGAGGUUGUCCCAGCGGUCCCCGAUGAAACAACUGUUUUCCCUGGUUCUUUUGACGCUCCUUCUUCUUUGGCAACAGCCCUACAGAAUGCCAGACUUGCAGAUACACCUAACAGAAGGCGACCAUCAUCUAACCAUGGAUCUACUCGAUCCAGCAGCCCCCGCGAAUGCCCGACCCCAAGAUCGCAUCGUGGUGGUUUCGGUAUUUCGGGACAGAUGCGCGAGUCUCGUCGUGAGUCAAUCAUGUUUGAGAGUGAUGCUGCCGACAGUGAUGGAGGAAGUGUUCGAUCGUCGUCAGUAGCCUCGCGGCAUCCUCGGACUGAAUCCCCAAUCUCAGAGUUUGGCGAUCUGCGCCGUGCGACUAGCUCUCGUCAACAUCAUAGGCGCAGCCUGAUCCUGCCUGGGACAUCCUCGCCUCACCGGCAAGAAUCACCCAACCGUGGGGCUCCUCCCUCAUCGCCUUUGCGAAUACUCAAGCCCAGAAACCUUCACUAUUCACACGAGACUGUCGUUUCUCCAGAAGCAUCGCCGAUGCUACCACACAGCGACUUUAGCUCACCAAUGGCUGUGUCUCAUCAUCGCAGACAAUCCUCCGUCGCUUUCCCCGAUUUCACUAGCAAGCCACCACCUUCUCCUAGAAUGCACGCGGUCAAUGCAACGCCACAGGUUAAGGCUGUGCCACCUUCCAUCAAAGACUUCGAGAUCAUCAAGCCAAUCAGUAAAGGAGCAUUUGGUAGUGUCUACCUGUCAAAGAAAAAGUCAACUGGAGAAUACUUUGCCAUCAAGGUCUUGAAGAAAGCGGACAUGGUAGCCAAGAAUCAGGUCACCAAUGUCAAGGCUGAACGAGCUAUUAUGAUGUGGCAGGGCGAAAGUGAGUUUGUUGCAAAACUCUAUUGGACUUUCUCCAGCAAGGACUACUUGUAUCUCGUCAUGGAAUACCUCAAUGGAGGUGACUGCGCCUCUUUGAUCAAAGUACUCGGUGGAUUACCUGAAGAUUGGGUUAAAAAGUACUUGGGCGAAGUCAUUCUUGGCGUGGAACAUCUUCACAGUCGCGGUAUCAUUCAUCGAGAUUUGAAGCCAGACAACCUUCUUAUCGAUCAAAAGGGCCAUCUCAAGUUGACUGAUUUUGGCCUUUCUAGAAUGGGUCUCGUGGGUCGUCAGAAACGAGCAUUGAACAGCGCUCCUUCAGAGCAAACACCUGAUCUUCUCAAGUCGGGCCCAUUUGUUCGUUCGACUUCAAUCGCGUCUUCUAGGUCUACUUCACUCGAUCUUCACGGUGGGCAUCACUCGCCUAGUGGAACGCCACAGAUGAAUCCGUCUGAUCCCGGUGCUUCCUUUCCACAGUCGUAUUUUAACCUCUCUGCCAUUCAUCAAGAACCGCAUCGGUUAUCAGGCCAGCGAAGCGACAGUGGUGGUAGCGAAACGCUGACACACAUGAUCGGCACCUUCUCACUGAAUGACAUUGCCACGAUUCAGUCUAAGCAAAUACAGCCCAGUAUGAAAUCACCACGGGACGAUACGAGUGAAGUUGAUAGUGCAGCUUCGCCGGACUUGCCAUUACUCCAUCACACUAGUACACAAAACAGCGAGACCCAUAGACAUACGCCGCCACAAGCCAGUAUGAUGCCGCCUCUAAUGGCCCUUUUCGACCCCGAUGACACAAACCGACGCUUUGUUGGUACCCCUGACUAUCUGGCACCAGAAACGAUCAAGGGUGAUAGGCAAGAUGAAACAAGUGAUUGGUGGUCAGUUGGUUGCAUCUUGUUUGAAUUUCUUUACGGCAUCCCCCCGUUCAACGCUGGCACUGCCGAGCUUGUGUUUGAAAAUAUACUGGCUCGUAAGAUUAUGUGGCCUGAAGAUGAUGACGAAGAAGUUUCCGAAGAGGCCAAGGACCUGAUCAACAGAUUGUUGUGCAUGGAUCCAAAGCAAAGACUUGGCUCGAACCGAGAAGAAAAAUAUGCCUCUGGUGGGGAGGAGAUUAGGGAUCAUCCGUUUUUCGAAGGAAUCACUUGGGACACUCUACUUCAGGACGAUGCGCAGUUUGUCCCUCAACCAGAAAACCCUGAGGAUACCGAGUAUUUUGAUACCCGGGGCGCUACCCUACAAGCAUUCACAGAAGAAAUGGAGGAUCAGGCAACUCCCCCGUCUGCACCAACUCCAGACUAUCCUGAGCGGCCACACGACGCGCUUUCCAGAGUCAGAUCUCAGGUACAUAUCAACCAGGUCAAACGCGGGUUGAUGCCAUUGCACAUACCGCCACAUAUCCGCGAUCUUAAGAGUCGGCGGCUGAGCGAGCCUGUCGCUACUGAUGAUUUCGGCAAUUUCGCCUUCAAGAAUCUGACAGUCCUCGACAAGGCAAACAAAGAUCUCAUCCAGCAGCUCAAAGCUCAAGCCGCAGCGACGCAAAUCAGAUCCGGUGUCAGUCCAGGCGGUAUUAAUAGUGCCAUAGCGACAUCUCCCGCUCCCGCUUCUGAAGGCAGCCCCAUUCUUUCAAUGCCAGUACAGCGGACGCUCUCAAACGCGAAAGCAUCUGAUCGGCGACCCGCCUCUCCAUCCGCAGCAAGCCAUGCAAAUUCAUCACCAAACCGCGCUUCGCAACCGUCUUCUCCACUGCUUGUAUCCUUUCAUGCUGGGCAUGGGGCAGAGGGGCGGCGAAAACCCUCAAGUACCUCGUCAAGUCUGUCUCAGCAGUCUGUAGCUUCCUUACAACCUGGCAACUUCUUUGAGGUUCCUCGAGUCCCACCCAGUCUUCAGAAAUCGGUCACUUCUGCUACAGCGUCUCCCAUCAAAGGACGUGGCGCCCCGGCACCUCUGGCGUUAUCUCCGCAGAAAGGCCUGGUAGGGAGUCCGCGACAAGCUAGUGGCUCUUCCACGCGCUCAAGGUCGUUGACUGUGGGUUCACAAGAAGGCAGUCCUGUCGCUCCAGAUAUACUGGCACAUCGCAACCGCCGCAGCCAAGUGUUUGAUAUGUCACCGUCAUCUUCGGACAAUGAAGGCGAUAAAGCGAAUGCACUGCUCCGAGUUCAACGGAGACGUCAGAGCUCUAGGCGCAUGUCUGCUAUCAACCUCGACAGCCCAACUUUUCGAUCGUUAGAUGUUCUGAUUUGCGAAGACCACCCUGUCUCGCGCAUGGUGAUGGAGAAACUGCUUGAAAAACUCCGUUGCCGAACAAUAUCGGCUGCCAACGGUUCGGAUGCUGUGCGAUAUGCUAUGAGCGAGAUCAAGUUUGACAUCAUCUUCACAGAGUUUAAGCUUCCUGAAGUUAAUGGUACUGAUCUCGCCCGGAUGGUUCGUGAGCUAAAGAAUAUUAACUCGCACACCCCCAUCGUUGCCAUCACUGCCUAUCUUAAAGAACUCCAAGCGCCUCACUACUUCGAUUCUCUCAUUGAGAAACCAAUAAGUUCUUCAAAGUUAGUUGAAGUGCUGUCAAAUUUAUGUCAAUGGAAACCACCAUCGCCUACCCAGAAUACCGCUGUACCCCCGAGUCAACCAACCAAUUCCCUGGCACAGUCUGGACUUCGACAUGAAGGGGCACGACUAGAAGACAGCCCCACAUCUGGAUCGUCUGGGUAUGCCGGUCAUCCUGGCAGCAGUAGCUUUCGAGGAUCUAGCAGGGAAGAUUCUAUAAGUUCUAGCCUGUUUGGUGACUCUGAAUCUGUGGCUACGGAUGAGAUUCCCAUGGUCAUCAGUCGAAAGGCCACCGGAGAUUGGGACGAGCUGGGCAUAAGUCAAGAUGAAGUUCUCUACGGACCAGACAACCCGCCUCGAUUGCCUGCACAUCUCAUCACUCAGCAAUCUGCUCCAGCUCAAAUGGAAGCACCGAAUCUGCCCAGGCCGCGCCGUUCGCUGGAAAAGCUCAAGUCAAGACGUGAACAUCUGGAGAAGCGACGAGGCGAGGGAAGCGACUCUGCCGAUGAUGAGGAUGAAGAAUUGGGCGCUUCUCGGGAGCGUACCAUUCGUGCGAAGCGACCAAGCUCCAAGCUUGGUAUUGAGAUGAUGAGAGCAAACAGCCACGACAGCGUUGCAGUAGCUUCUGAUAGCACUGCCGAACCGAUCACGCAGGUCGUCACACCAUCUAAGGACGGCGCCGUGUCUCCUUUCAGUCGUGUGCAUUCACCCUUGAAAGCUGUCUUCCAAACCCCCCCUGAAAAUUCUCCUUCUGUUCAAGGGCAAGAAUCAGGAUUUGAUCCCGAUGAGACACCUCGUCCAUCCGCAGAGGCGAAGACGUUGGAAGUAGACGAGCCGACGCCUCGGCCAGCUGUCAAGACAUCCCGGUGCGGAGCCUCUGAUGAUUUAGACUGAAACAAUCUCUCAGUUGACAGCUGAAUCUACGUAUGAGUUUGAAUGUUUGCUUUCAGAUGGUGACGACCCGUGUUCUUUUCUUUGUCUUCAGCGCGGCGUACUGGAUUGACCUU
Molecule: messenger RNA, 6222 nt
Organism: Truncatella angustata
Lineage: Eukaryota; Fungi; Ascomycota; Sordariomycetes; Amphisphaeriales; Sporocadaceae
Exons: 2
Coding region: 380-6109 (1909 amino acids)
Biological process (GO): peptidyl-serine phosphorylation; phosphorelay signal transduction system
Cellular component (GO): cytoplasm; nucleus
Molecular function (GO): ATP binding; protein serine/threonine kinase activity
Source: RefSeq, a predicted model, not a curated record